This is a messenger RNA of Paramormyrops kingsleyae, 5905 nucleotides long. RefSeq names its product ubiquitin-conjugating enzyme E2R 2 (gene ube2r2). The record is from RefSeq and is a predicted model, not a curated record. NCBI's taxonomy places the organism in Eukaryota, Metazoa, Chordata, Actinopteri, Osteoglossiformes, Mormyridae.
AAGUAACUGGCACAUCAGACAGUAGAGAGCAAGUAAAGCGGGCGGGGUAAAUAAGGCCGCUGGACAUGACCCUGCGACGCGGCGAGGAGCGGCUACGCAGCGGCGUGUAGGCGAGAGGCGGGCGGACAAGCGCAGUGUCAGCAGGAAGCGGUAAUAAAGACACUAAACGGCCGAGAGAGACAUUCGCGUUGAAUUUUCACCGUUUGGAUGAAAGUACUUAGCUGUCCGCUGGAAGAGGGUGUGGAGAGCGGAUAAGAGAAGCGCACGGAGCUGAUAAACACAUAUAAACAAGUGGCGGAUUAGCCAAAACGGGGGCGAGGGGAUAUCAAGAAGAGGACGGAUACAAUGUAUCCCCAACACGGGGGCCGCUGCUAGUAGACGGACAGGGACAACGUCAGAAAAUAUAAAAUCCAACAAAUAGAAGUAGAAACAAUUGUGGCCACAGUAAGAGGGCUGAACGAGGGGACAAUUUUCUGGAAGGACUGAAAGACAACACCCGCUACCCCCCUCCCUGACUACACCUCCCUCCUCGGGUAUUACGGCGACACCGAGGCGGCAAGCAGGCAGAGCCGAUAGCCGGGACACGGUGUCCGCGAUUGUCAGCUCAUUUGCUUUAAAAUAGACGUGCAGGUAGCCGAGGGUAAAGCGGGGAGAGUAACGCCGACGCCGCUUGUUUAUCGCGUCCCGAUAGCUUGACUUGUCUGAACUAAGUUUGGCUUCGCUGCCAGCGCCGGACUUCACCUCCAGCGUUUUGUUAGCCUGUCGAUGCUAUUAGCUAGCGAACUCGUCGAGCCACGGCCACUGCCUAAUUCAGCAAUUAAUAAUUGUUAAUUCAAUAAUUUAUACAUCUCGGGUGCAAAGAAAAGGAAAUUGCAGUUCAGUUUACAGUUAAACGCCGCUUUUCUCUGCCUUUGUUUGGAUAAUGUCAAUGUAAACGUAGUGUAUCAUGAAUCGGCAGUGAUUAUUAGUGAGAUUUUAAUUGAAAAUAUUUAGUUGUUAAUUGAAAUAUCUUCAAAUAUUGUAUUUUUUUCUUUUUUUAAAGACUUUGGAUUAUUUGAUCUUUGGUGGUUUCAGUACCACCUUUAACGCCGUGACAGACGAUCCUUUCCCCUAUCGAAAGUACUUUAAAUUAAGGUUCUACUCCAGAUAAGUAUGUAAUACAGCCUUUAAAAUUCAAACGAGGCAAUAUACAUAUUGUACCGACCAGUCGUGCUGUUUAUCUGUUGUACUGUAGCAAUGUGCGAGCUAUAAAGCCGCCAGCUGUCAUUUGGACCUUGCUGAGUCAAGGACUUGUCUCUGAUUUAUUUUUUGUGUAUCGAGGAGAGUUUUGUAAGCGUGUAGAAGGGAUGAGUUACUUAACUAGUCCUUUCAGUGACUAGUGGACAUUUCUUUAAAAUACCUUAUAUUAAUAUUUAACUAGUAAAUCAAAUAGGUUAGCAGUCACAGUUGACUACGUGGAUCCAACAUAGAUCUCUCUAAAGUGGCCCCCAGGUUUUUGGAGAUUACAAGUCAGUUAAGAUAAUCCCUUGAAAAGGCCGGCACCUCUUCAGCCUCCCUGUCCUUGCGUCGCUCCUACCCAACAUCGUCAACAUGGCACAGCAGCAGAUGCCCAGCUCCCAGAAGGCCCUCAUGUUGGAGCUGAAAUCCCUCCAAGAGGAGCCAGUGGAAGGCUUUCGCAUCACAUUGGUGGAGGAGUCUGACUUGUAUAACUGGGAAGUGGCCAUCUUUGGACCUCCUAACACACUUUACGAAGGUGGCUACUUCAAGGCUCACAUCAAGUUCCCCAUAGACUAUCCUUACUCUCCACCCACAUUUCGGUUCCUCACCAAGAUGUGGCAUCCCAAUAUUUACGAGAAUGGCGAUGUGUGCAUUUCAAUCUUACACCCACCUGUAGACGACCCCCAGAGUGGGGAACUGCCGUCUGAGAGGUGGAACCCGACACAGAACGUCAGGACCAUCCUUCUGAGUGUGAUCUCUCUGCUGAAUGAGCCCAACACCUUCUCCCCGGCCAACGUAGAUGCCUCAGUCAUGUUUCGCAAGUGGAGGGACAGCAAAGGGAAAGACAAGGAGUACGCUGAGAUCAUAAGGAAGCAGGUGCUGGCCACCAAAGCUGAGGCCGAGAGGGACGGGGUCCACGUUCCCACCACCCUGGCCGAGUACUGCGUCCAGACCAAAGUGCCUUCCCAUGACAGCAGCUCCGAUCUGCUGUACGACGACCUAUAUGAUGAUGACGUGGAGGAGGAAGAGGAGGAUGAGGAUGCGGAGGCGGGUGGCGUGGGUGGGGAUGCAGGGCCUGACUGCUAUGAUGAUGAAGAAGACUCUGGCAAUGAGGAGUCGUGACCCACCUCCUCAGCCACCAGCCUCUGCACAUCAGCGCUGUUUUUUUUUUUUUCUGUCAAAUGGUCACACUCGCUCACGGCAGACACAUGGACUUCCUCGACAAUGUCAGAUCCUCCUCCUCUUAAGUUGCUCUCAGUGUUGCAGAUUCACCAGCAUAGCCCAGAUCCAUGCCCCUCCGGCCACCCCACCUCCAUCUGUAGCCACACGGUCCCGCUGCCUGCCAACAUGCCUCAGGGUCUCUGCACUAGUGAGAGCGUCACUCUCAGCUGUGUUCCUGCUCUGUCUCUUCCUUGUCUCUGAUGCGUUGCUUUUGCUGAGGGAUGAGAAUGCAUGCCAGACCGUGGGAGCUUUGUGUUUUGAUGUCUGACAGUUAAUACUUUCAGUUCAGGACCAAUAACAGAUUUGCCUGAACUGCGUAUCGUCCAGCAGCUUCCUGCAUUUUCAUCUGUUUCUUCCUGAGCUGACAGAAUGUUUAGUUACCCCCCACAAUCAGUUUAAGGUAGUUUUUCCCCAGGGGACAGAGAACAGUACUCUAUUUUUUAAUAAAUACUGGACAGAGAUAUAAAAUUAUUAUUGAAAGACAUGGAAGUGUUUGUGAAUGAAGUGUAACUGUCUUAGUGCAUUAGAAUCUGGGCUGCUGUUCACAUGACCAAAAGCCCCAUUCUAAAGUGUAAUUUGUGUGUAGUGGAUAGGUUUAUAAGGGUCAGGUGUCCAGGCUGCUCAGUCACCAGGCAGAAAGAGAGCCCCCUUCCCCCCCAUACCAAGACCCCAGCACCACCCCCAAAGCAGUAUUUCUGCUGGCACAAAUCAGGAGAACCAACCUGUCCAAUCCCAGAGACCACGCUACUUCUGAACCUGGGUGUAUGCUUGAUCCACACUAUUUUGUGCCUGUGUGUAAGAGAGACUGAAAAGCCAGCUGGAUGCUGGAUGAUUUUCACCCCCAUUCCCACAGCCUUCACGCAAACACGCAUGCACGUACACGCACACGUGGAAAAAGCUCCUGCAGAAGCCGACGUGUGCCCUUCGUUCUCGGGGACUGGGGGGGGGUUCUCUGCUCCCUGCACCACCUAUGUGAAAAAUGCCAAGGAAGAAUCACUGCAUGUAUGAAGCUUGUAUUUCUUUUGUGUUUCUGCUCCAAUCAUAACUUGUAAAUUGCGUAGAAAUUUUUGGAGUCACUUUUACUGUAGACCUCAACCUGGCUGAGCCUCAGCCGCUGUGAUCGGUCCACGAACUGUGGCAUUUCAUGGUCUAAAAAGGAGACUGAACAGAAUCAAAUCAAGAGAAGCUUCUUCUUCUGUGUUUGCAUUGAUGUUAUGAUGUAGCCUAAGGACAAGACAUAAACCCACAGGACAGACGGUGCUUGUGGGAUCCUAUGCAUUUGAGCACGAGUGUGAGACCUUCGCCCACUCUGUCUGCGAGCGCAACAAGGUGCACUUUGACGAUGCAGUCAGCUGUUUCUGCUUUGCCCCCCCCCCCCAGUGACCAGUGCACAGAGGUGGACAUGCAGCUGGCAUCUGUCGUGGGGGCUGGACUUCUCUGGGCAGUCAUCCACCUUACUGGGAUAAAACACACUGUCAAUACACUGAUAGCAGGAAGCAGAGGCUGUUUUUAUUGAAAACCUCUGCUGCUGUCCACUGGCAUCCAUUUAAAAGCGUGUUUUCUUUCUGCAAAAUUAGAGCACGUUAACGGAUGAAGGAGACCCUGCGAAAGCAGCACCGGGAAGAUAUCUGGUGAAAAGUUCUGAUGGUUUUUGUUUUUUUUUUUUUUUAUUAUUAUUUCUACUUUUUUCUUGUUUAAUUUGAUUUGUGUUCUUGUAGUGUUGUGAAAUUAAGAAAUUAGUGUGACUGAUUCACUUAAAAAUGCAAUCAUUUAGAUUUUUCAAAGUGUUUUUUUCCGUUUCUAGUAAUGCAUAGUGAAUAUAAGUUGGAGGGCAACCAAAAAUGAAUCCAAACAAUUAGAAUUUUGUGAUUUGAUCACUGAAUGAACUUGUAUAAUGUUUUGUGGUGAUUGGCAAAGAAGUAUUCUGGAAACCUUGACAUUAAAAGCAAAGAUUUACACGCUAACAGCAGUUCAUAAAUUAUUACCAGUUUUCAUUUGACUGAGCUGAAAAUAGUUUGGCAGUUUCAUUGAGUCUGUAUUUCGGUUCAGUCUCAUGUAGCUUCAGUCAACCAGAAUGAAUGGCAUGUUUAAACUUUUUAACAAUGUAAGCCAUUGAUCACUGUUUUGUCUUUGAUUCACAGACCAAAAUUGACAGUACUCCAAUUUCAAGUGGUUUCACUCAGUGUUUUGAUGAACUUCUUUAUGGAAGGAUUUUGUAAAUGUGAAUGCUGUUGUUCACCAUACCAAAUGACUUGCUGAGCCAUGAUAUGGGAACCAGUCUGUCUCCACAGAGAUGUACUUGGUUAUUGUACCUUUUAAAAAAUCUCGCAGGCAUAAGGACAGUUUAAUAAUGUUGUGAUUUUUUUAUGGCCUAGUGAUUUAGUGAAAUUAGUGGUGACAUUCAUUUCAUGCAAAGCAGUAUUUAAAAAGCAGUACUUAAUUCAAAAAAGUUCUGUAUUUCACCAUGUUGAAUAUCUUUUAUGCCAGUAUUAUACUGUAGAUUAAUAAUGCAAAAUAAUAUAAAUCUGUAACACAAGCUGUACUGAAAGACAGAAUUAUACUCCAGCGCGAUUGUUGAUUCCAUUCGUGUGAACACAAUCUGCUCAAUGAAACAUGCAGAUUAUGGUUAAUUCGCCGCUUGGCUCACAAAGGACGUUUAAACAUGAUAGCUGCCUUAUCAGAAUACAGUAUCAGUUUUGUUUUGGACUAUUUAGAGUCCUUGUAACAACAAUGAGAUUAUGAAUAGACUGAUUGGCCUGGUACACAGUAUUAUAGUACAAACAUUUUGUGGGCCCUCCCCUUUGUGACUGCCCUUAUUACCCCUCUCACAGGUAUAAGUAUUGUUGGCAUUUGGCAAGAUAUGUUAAACAAUGUUUCCAGCUUUUGUAAAUCACGACUAUUUUACAGCUGGUUUAAUGAAUAUAUUUAUUCAAACAAAUUAGUGUAUUUCCUUAUUAAAAACAUAAAAAAAUAGCCUAUUGCUUAAGUUUGAAGGUUAAUUAACGAUGUAGGCAGUAGUGAGCGUGUCUGCCCCGCCACAUUCAGUUGUGAGAUGCCUCACUCCAGUGCUGUCAAUUUCUGUAUGAUCUGGGGGAUAACUGGUCUGGCUACAGUUUUUCUUGUCUUUGAAUUAUUUUCCUUUAAUCUUUAUAAUGGUAUGCAAGUGUGUGUGUUUAUCCUUAGUUUUAACAGGAUGUUCUAAAAUAAGAUGAAACACUGAAAGGAACAGACAGAAUUCUGUGUGCUUGUCUAAUACACACAUUUAAGGGGAAAAAAAUGUUCCACAUCACCUACUUUUUUCCAUUGGUUUUAAUUGAAGUUAUUUUGUUUGUCACAUUGUCUUUCUCUGGGUUGGUAGUUUCAUCUAAAAUUCCUGUAAGAUUCAAGUAGCACUCCUCCAUGUAGGUUGUUUUCUGUCUUACUCAUGAAUAACAAUGUGAAAUAAAGUAUGCUGUACUAUUGUUAA